This is a messenger RNA of Arachis stenosperma, 2187 nucleotides long. RefSeq names its product probable WRKY transcription factor 31. NCBI's taxonomy places the organism in Eukaryota, Viridiplantae, Streptophyta, Magnoliopsida, Fabales, Fabaceae. The transcript is spliced from 5 exons. Gene Ontology annotation, molecular function: sequence-specific DNA binding; DNA-binding transcription factor activity. The coding region runs from base 119 to 1849 and encodes 576 amino acids. Gene Ontology annotation, biological process: regulation of DNA-templated transcription. The record is from RefSeq and is a predicted model, not a curated record.
UAGCACUGGGAAAAGACUUCACACACUUUACAAAAAUCUCUCUCUCUCUCUCAACUCUCAACUCAACCUUCUCUUUCAAUUCUAUAUCUCUCUGUCUUUCUAUUCUUGUUAUAAUUAUAUGGACAAGGGAUGGGGUCUCACCCUUGAAACUUGUUCCUCUCCAACCAUCCCAUUCUUUCAUUCUUCUUCCGCUGCUGCUGCUGCUUCUUCUUCUUCACAUAAGAAUAAGAUGUUUCCGCUGUUGGGAUUCCCCGUCAACCUUACUCGCCCCGCCGAUGAUCAUAACAACGAUGACAGUAACCGCAAGGUGGUUGUUGACUUCUUCUCCGAUAACAGGAACAAGGCACAAGAGCAGCAGCAUGUUAAGCCCAACAUCUCCGUCAAGAAGGAGAUUCCCCACCAUGAUGAUAUACCUUCGUCCACCAAAGUUUAUACGGGUUUGCAACUGCUUACUGCCAACACUGGAAGCGAUGAAUCUACGGUGGAUGAUGGUGGAGUAGUAUCAUCAGAUGGUGAAGAUAAGAAAGCCAAGGCAAUUGAGCUAGCGAUGUUGCAAGUGGAGCUUGAACGCAUGAAUGCCGAGAACCAUAAGCUGAAAGAGAUGCUGAGCCACGUGAGCGGUAACUACACGGCCUUGCAAAUGCAUCUUGUUACAUUACUGCAACAGCAGCAACAAGAACAAGUAGAUGAUGAGGUUGUUGAAGGAAAAGUAGUAGUGGGAGGGGAAGCCAGACAGUUGCUUGAUGUAGGAAACGAUCAAGCAUCAGAUUCUUCUUCUGAUGAAAGAACACGAUCCAGCACACCUCAUGCCCAAGUUGGAAUCAGGAAUAAUAGCAAUGGAAAGAACGAGAGAGAAGACAGUCCAGAUUCACAAUCACAAGCUUGGGGUCCCGCUCCCAACAAACUCCAAAAACCCAACCCCACCAUGGACCAAUCCUCUUCUGAAGCCACCAUGAGAAAAGCCCGUGUCUCAGUCCGUGCCCGCUCAGAAGCUCCCAUGAUCAGUGAUGGAUGCCAGUGGAGAAAAUAUGGACAAAAAAUGGCAAAGGGAAAUCCAUGUCCUCGAGCUUAUUACAGAUGCACUAUGGCAGUUGGUUGCCCAGUUCGCAAACAAGUUCAACGUUGUGCUGAGGACAGAACUAUUUUGGUAACUACAUAUGAAGGAACACACAGCCAUCCGCUACCACCGGCAGCCAUGGCCAUGGCAUCAACCACCACAGCAGCUGCCACCAUGUUACUAUCAGGUUCCAUGUCAAGUGCAGAUGGAAUCAUGAACCCAAACCUCCUAGCAAGAGCUAUUUUUCCAUCGUGCUCUACUUCUUCUACUUCUUCAAGCAUGGCAACACUCUCAGCUUCAGCACCAUUCCCAACUGUCACAUUGGACCUCACACAAAACCCAUCAUCAUCAAAUAAUACUAAUAAUACUUCCACUCCUCCAAUCAGGCAUCAUCAUCCUCUUAAUGCUGUCCCUUUGUUCCAGCUACCCAAUUUCCAAGGCCACCCCCAGAACUUUGGGACUCAAGCCCUAUAUAAUCAAUCAAAAUUCUCCGGUCUUCAAUUGUCUCAACAAGUUGCUGCCUCUUCCCAAUUGGGAAUCCAAGCUUCAAGGCCGCCUUUGCACCACAACCAACCACAGCAACAGCCGCCAUCCCUGGCUGAUUCCGUCACCGCAGCCAUCACCACCGAUCCUAACUUCACUGCCGCUAUCGCAGCCGCCAUCUCCUCCAUCAUCGGAGGUAACAAUAAUAAUAAUCAACCAAACAGCACUGGAGACGGUAACAACAACAACAGCGGCAGCAAUCCUAGUAUGAGCAACAGGACAACAAUUAGCAGCUUUUCGGGGAAUUAAAUUAAACUAAAUCCCUUUGUGUUCUUUGGUUCUUUUUGUUAAUUACUGUAUAAUUUUCUCUUUUUAUGUACAUGGGGAAAGGGGAAAUGAAGUUAUAAAUUUAUGUUCAUAUACUUUUUUGUCCAUGUAUUAGGGACGGAUUAGCUAGGUGUAUCAUCAUGGGCUGGGGAUAAGGAAAAAAAAAGCUUCAUUCUUUUGUUUUAUCUUUCAACUUUGAAUAAUUUUGUAUUAUAUUCAAAAUAUUCAGAGUAAAUAGACAUAAGGCUCGAAACGAAAAAAAAAAAAGAAUAUGUAUUAUCUUUCUUUUAUUUAUUAGUUUAUUUAAUUUUGCUUCGUUA